AUGAAUGCAUCAAAUUUCACCCCUUGGCCUGAAUGGUGCGGACACCCUGAGGUUUUCUUAGAGAAGAUUCGGAGUGAACGGCACAGGACAAGCAUGGAUGAAUUGCUGUCGCUUGAGCGCUGUCUCUGUAUGGCAUUGUCUCUCGUUCGAAGUUCCACAUGCCCCAUCAAUAGGCUACCCAUAGAAAUUCUCGGGGAUAUUUUUCUACUCGUGAUGCGUCCGGUGAAGCCUAAGCACGCGUUCAUCUGGAAUUCUUCCCGUCUGAGGCACACACGGGGACUCACAGUUUUGACCAAAGUAUGUCGUCACUGGCGAGACGUCUGCACUAACUUCCCAUUCCUCUGGAGCCAUAUUUCUGGCGCACCCCGAGAUGCCGACCCUCCCAUUCCGCUGUUUCUGCAGCGCUCCAGACCUGCACCGUUGACAGUGUAUCUGCCUGCGAACUCAAUUCCUUCGGCGUUAUCUCUAUUAGAGUUAGAGUCAGAAAGCAGUCGCAUACAAGAACUAUUUGUGCACUCCUUCACCGAGGUCGCGGGCCUCCGUUAUUCUCCUGCUCCAGCACUAGAGCACCUGACGCUUCGUGCUGACUACGUGGUUCCUCGCGCUCAUCAGCACAUCAUUCUCUUUGAUGACAACGUACCUCGGCUCAAAACGUUGUCCAUACAUACCAUCGAUUGGCUUCCGAGCAACCAUUUCGCGUCUAUCACACAUCUGUGCUGCUAUUUCAGUGCCAACCACCGCCCUUACGACGGCCCACGAGCAUCUGACCUCCUUGCGAUGCUUGCUGGUUCUUCGAGGCUGGAAGACAUCGUCUUCGUCUUCCCGACUUUCGCACUGCAUCCACAGAACUGCGGAAGUCGCCCAAAUGCUAAACUCGACCAUCUACAGCGACUAGCCCUCGGUGGAAUGUCUCCGACGUGGUUGUCGUGGCUUUUCUGCCACGUCGACAUGCCUGUGAAUGUCGCUAUGCGAAUAUUCCAGGUGAAGUCUCGGCAUAUCUUCAGAACUGUGCACGUUCUGGCUCAAGCUCUUCUGCAGCACAGUUCCACGCUUCUGGAGCUUCGAGGGUCACCAACCUCGUCUUCUGCCAUUUUUGGAACAACCGCCGCAGGUUAUUCCACGGGCAUCCGUAUCGACGUGAAUGACGAGGAUCAUAAAUUUCUUCAUACUCCAUCACUGCUGAGCCAGCUGUGCUCGCUACGCGGUGUGCAGGAACUAUACAUUGAUAUCGUCGAUUUCACCUCAGAACGAACAAUAGAUCUGGGUCCGCUGCUCCAGUUUCUGCCCUCGCUUUCGAAAUUGGCAUAUCGGCACCGUUCACCUUCAUGGCAGCUGUCCUCAAGUUUGCUCCGCUUUCUCAAGGAUUGUCUGGGAGCAGAGGGCGGAGAUUCGCCGUGUUGCCCAGACCUUGCUGUCCUACACGUCAUUGUCGGAGACUCACACUUGAUAUUCAACACUGUGGUAGAGCUCGCAGAGGCUCGGGCAGAUGCUGGGAUUCCUCUACGCGAAGCUGUCGUGGGGUACGAAGGAGACGGAUUAGACGGAUGCGCUUUGGGACAAUUUGUCCAGAGGGUUGAAAUGCGUCCGGACCACAGGCUGUCCAGAGCACGAUGGCCCACUGUGUGCACGACACGGACUCAUCGGUACUGGCCGGCGUGGUGA
Sparassis crispa is the source of this 1662-nucleotide messenger RNA. RefSeq lists its product as hypothetical. Gene Ontology annotation, molecular function: protein binding. Bases 1 to 1662 code for a protein of 553 amino acids. The record is from RefSeq and is a predicted model, not a curated record. The transcript is spliced from 3 exons. NCBI's taxonomy places the organism in Eukaryota, Fungi, Basidiomycota, Agaricomycetes, Polyporales, Sparassidaceae.